GGGCAUCCGGAUUUCGCACUCCGAAAGUCAAAGAGAAGCUUCAGCCGCUCAGCCCAGAAGGAACUGAUUCUGGGCAGGAGAGGGUGAAGCAAAUCUCGGUUCUGCCCACCUCCUUCCCACCAUCACUCCAACUCCAACCCAGACUGGAAGGACGUAGGACCCAGGAACCAGGACUCAGCAGCUAGUUCUGUUUCCCAGAAAACAAAACAAAACAAAACAAGGGCAAAAGAAGCCCCACCAGCCCGUCCCUUUGAGCCUCAUGGCUGGCCUGAGCCCAACGCAGCUACGGAAGUUCCAGGAGGAUGGAUUUCUGGUCCUGGAAGGGAUAUUUCCCCCCAAGGAGUGUGAUAUCAUGAGGGAGCAAAUCCAGAAGAUCGUAGCAGAAAUGGAAGUCCCAUCUCACUGUCGCAUUGAAUUCUCUACUCAGGCAGAGGAACAGCUUCGAACCCAGAGCAAUACAGACUACUUUCUGACCAGUGGAGACAAGAUCAGGUUCUUCUUUGAAAAAGGAGUGUUUGACAAGGAAGGCAAUUUUCUAUUCCCGCCAGAGAACUCUAUCAAUAAAAUUGGUCAUGCUCUGCAUGCCUUUGACCCUGUCUUUAAGCGCAUUACCCACUCACCUCAGGUGCAGGAGUUGGUCAAGAGUCUGGGGCUUGAGGUACCUGUGGUAGUUCAAAGCAUGUACAUCUUCAAGCAACCACACUUUGGUGGGGAAGUCACCCCACACCAGGAUGCCACCUUCCUCCACACUGAGCCACUGGGCCGAGUACUGGGAAUUUGGAUUGCCCUGGAGGACUCGACCCUGGAGAACGGCUGCCUCUGGUUCAUCCCUGGCUCACACACUGGUGGCAUUUUCCGGAGGAUGGUACGGGUGCAGACUGACUCUGUGGGCAUCACCAGCUUCAUAGGCUCUGAACCAGUAUAUGAAGAUAGCCGUUUCAUCCCUACGCCCAUCCAGAAAGGAGGUCUCAUCUUGAUACAUGGAGAGGUCGUUCACAAGAGUGAACUGAACUGCUCCGCACAUUCUCGCCAUGUAUACACCUUCCACAUCAUGGAAUCCAAGGGCACUAACUGGAGCCAGGAUAACUGGCUUCAGCCAACACCAGAGCUGCCUUUCCCCCUACUGUAUACCUAAUGGCAAUCAGUAAAAUGGAUUUCCCUGCCUUUCCAGGCCUGAUGCUGCUUCUGUCCUCUGGGGAACAUGGGCCUUGUUUCUAUCCUGGACAACUAUCACCUCUGCCUCUCUUCUUGGGAUCGACACCUGGAAAACCCUCAGAUUCACUUGAAAGAGGAAGAAAGCAGCUUGGUGUGUGGAGGUGGGGGUGGAGCGAGGGAAGGCUCUACAGGAGGGGAGAGGGAAGAAGACAUAAGUGAAGGUCAUCUAGAGUGACAAUCAUCAAUUAAAAAUUAUCAAAUGCAUAGUAGGUACUUUCUAGUGUACUUUAUCAAACCAAGCAGCUGUGAUGAUAAGAAUAAAAAUGUUACACCAGUCCUA
This is a messenger RNA of Dromiciops gliroides (monito del monte), 1495 nucleotides long. RefSeq names its product phytanoyl-CoA dioxygenase domain containing 1 (gene PHYHD1). The coding region runs from base 260 to 1135 and encodes 291 amino acids. The transcript has 12 exons. The record is from RefSeq and is a predicted model, not a curated record. NCBI's taxonomy places the organism in Eukaryota, Metazoa, Chordata, Mammalia, Microbiotheria, Microbiotheriidae.